AUGUUUCGGUACCAGCAGCUGCCGCAGAGGGACUGCCCCGGGCUGUGGUCCGACCAUCACGGAGGACUGUCCCUGGACUUCGUCCCCAAAGUCUCUCAGAACGACUUCACUGAUGUGUCCCAGGGCUGGCUCUCGUGGACGUGUCAUCUCGUCGUCACGUUUCUGGUAACAAUUGUAACCUUCAUAACCUUUCCUGUGUCCGGAUGGUUUGUGCUUAAGACGGUUCCAAACUAUGAGAAGAUGGUGGUGUUUCGUCUGGGUCGGGUCUGUGCUCCCAAAGGUCCUGGAGUGGUCCUGGUGCUGCCUCUCAUCGACCAAUGGCAGAGAGUGGACCUCCGCACACGGGCCUUCAACACCCCGCCUUGUCAGGUGCGGACCUUAGAUGGAGGUCUGCUGCAGGUGGGCGCUGAUAUCCAGUUCAGGAUCUGGAACCCGGUGCUGUCUGUGGUCGCGGUGCAGGACCUGAACGCCUCCACACGGAUGACGGCCCACAAAGCCCUGAGCUACAGUCUCUCCAAGAGGACGCUGCGAGAGAUCCAGUGUGAGAGGGUCAAACUGGGGGAGUACCUGGGGAUGGACAUAAACGACAUGACCAAACCCUGGGGCCUCGAGGUUGACCGUGUGGAACUUGUGUUUGGCUCCUCACUAAACACUGAGGAGGCCCCUCAGGCCCCUCUCAUUAUGCCUCCAUCACUCCCCGGACUGGAGGGUCUCCCUGGCCCCCUGCAGCAGUUGGCUCUGCAGUUCCUCAGUCAGAACCUGCCUCAGAAUAAACCAGAGUGCAGUCUGACAGUGAUGGACGAGCUCAGGACGCCUCCUUCUCCUCAGUCGCCUCCUUCUCCUCAGUUGCCUCCUUCUCCUCAGUCGCCUCCUUCUCCUCGGUCGGUGCAGGAGCUGCUCGGUGCAGUCAAGCUGCUGCUGUCAGAGAGUCUGGUGAACCGGGUUCAGGCCUGUUUCCAGUUCCACAUCAGUUCUGAGAACCAUCAGCAGCAGAGCUACUUUGUGGAUCUGAGACAAGGCAGUGGCACCGCAGGCCCCGGCGCCGCCCCAGACCCAGACGUGACUCUGAGCGUGUCCGACUCUGACCUUCUGUCUCUGUUCGAGGGGACGUUGAGGCCGUUCUCCGCCUUCAGCAGCGGCAGACUCCGGGUUCAGGGAGACGUGAAGACGGCCAUGAAGCUGGAGGAACUUAUUCAGCUGCUGCGGAAAUAA
Messenger RNA from Knipowitschia caucasica, 1212 nucleotides. NCBI's taxonomy places the organism in Eukaryota, Metazoa, Chordata, Actinopteri, Gobiiformes, Gobiidae. The record is from the annotation of a GenBank genome assembly.